GAACAAAAUAGCUGGCGGGAAUUGUACUUGCGGUUCAAUUCUGUUUAGCGGCCUUUAGGCUCCUCCAUGUACCUAAGGAAUCGCCUAUCGGAUGCCCGAGUACCCGAAUCAGCUAAGGAAUCGCCCAUUGGAUGCCGCAGUACCCCGAAUCAGCAUAGAAGCUCCAAAGGUCUCUGGCUUAGGUGGCGACAAAGAGAAAGCGCAAGAAGAAGUCGUCGUUGGUAUCGGUGUCCUUGCGGGAAGCACAAUCAUGAUGCUCACCGUUGCAUGGGCAGGAUCAGUCAUUUGUGGAAGAUGCGAUCUCACGGGGCCGAAGGGAGAGGCAGUGGAUAACAAACUCACAAUGGGAUGGUCGUUAACGCAAACGGGAGUGACUACGGACGACGAUACGCGCAUAGGAGCCGGAGUCAUGAUGCUGACGAUCCUGCCUUACAUAGUUGUUCAGAUUCCGUUGAUGGACCAUCAUAAAAAAGAAGGUCCAAUAGCUGCUCUAGCUGGUCUCAUCUUCGCAUGGCUUGGCCUUGUCUUCUACUCCAUCUAUCAGGUUGCAAAUCCCAUUCUCCAGAAGAAGAAAAUUCAGCAAGCAAGGCUUGACUUGGUGCAUCACGAGUUCGUCCGUGACAUCGCUGUAUUUGCGAAGACCUUUGGCGGUCUCCUCCAUCCUGAUGGGAAGUCUAACCUGGAGGCAAUCGAGAAACUGUUUGAGAAAGCAGAUACAGAUGGGAAUGGCAGUCUGAAUGGGAGUGAGGUGAGGGCGCUACUUGUGGGACUGGCACCAGACAUUACUGAUUUCAACGCGGACGAGAGGGCAGGCCAUAUUUUCCAAGCUAUGGACGUCGAUUCCGACAAACACAUCACAAAGGCAGAGUUUAUACCAUCGCUUGCUCAAUUUUUGGAGAAGAAACGGAAGGCGGACCGUGAAAGUGCCCUCCAGCACAUGCAUCGGCCUGAAUUCUGGGCGGCUGAAGCUGAGCGGCAAAGGCUUGUGUAUUCAGAGCUCGUAGAGAUGGUUAAUGAGGAAGAGGAGGAAACAGAAGAGGAAGGGAAGAAGAUGACCCCUGCGCAAGUUUAUUUCUGGGCAGUGUUCUACAUGCUGAUCGGUGCUGGAUUGGCAGCGGUGUUUGCGGACCCCGUCGUUUCGUCUAUCUCAGGGUUCUCGAAGUCGUCAGGAAUUCCGGCCUUCUUUGUGGCAUUUGUUGUCACCCCUCUGGGGUCCAACUCCAGCGAGCUUGUGUCCUCUCUCAUCUUUGCCAUGAAGAAGAAGAAGCGGUGCAUGUCCCUUACUCUCAGCCAGGUGUACGGCGCCAUCAGCAUGAACAACACCCUCUGCCUGGGCAUCUUCUUGACCGUCGUUUACGUACGCGGACUGACGUGGGAGUUCUCCAGCGAGUCGGUCAUCAUCUUGCUUGCAAUCCUUAUCAUGGGCUCGCUGGGCUACUCGCGCCGAACCUUCCAGUUGUGGGUAGUGUUCCCCGUUCUCUUACUCUACCCUUUUACUCUGCUCAUCGUCUAUGUCUGUGAUACCUACCUUGGCUGGAAAUAGUGUCGAACUGACACAGUGACUGUGUGGAAUGGAUAAAUGAAAUCUUCAAAUCUAACUAUUGGUAGUUUUUUUUUUUUUUUUUUUUUUAGUCUAUUGGUAGUUAUCGAUGACUAUGGAAGUGGUAUAAACUCCAUCGAGUAUAUAUAUAAAAUAAAGUAUAUUAGAUGAAAAUCGCAACGCUAUGGAAAUGGUAUGCGCUUCCGUAUUUGCUAUAUAGUACAGACUACAAUAGCAAUGUACUAUACCGUAUGGAGUUAUGAACUUAGUACUAUGAAGUUAUAAUAACAAGCAGUAUAGGCUGUAUAGCAUAGAUGAAAAUAGUAGACAGUAUUAACAGCAGUACAUAUGGCUUUAGUAAAAAUCUAUCGGCCGUUUUUUUGUUGUGAACGUAUGGCAAGUUCGCAACUUGAUUACGUGUCUUUCCGAAGGUAUCGUUUGAUUCAGGAAGCUCAGGAGGGAGGAAGCACAUGGUUGCAGUCAGUCUCAAGUUUGCCCUUCCAUUUGGUGUCAGUGAGGAGUCAGCGUCAAUAUUUCUGAUGAAGCAUCUCCAACUAGGUUUCAGCAUCAAUAUUCAUAGCACCUUGGGUGCCUUGUGUGUAUAUCUGGAGAGAGAGAGAGAGAGAGAGAGAGAGAGAGAGAGAGAGAGAGAGAGAGAGAGAGAGAGAGAGAGAGGUUGUUUUGACAGGGCCGGGGGGGCGGAAGAUAAGAAGAGGAGGUGGAGGUUUCUGUUCUCAAGUUUCAAGUGGUUAUCAUAAGAAAAUAUAUGAUAUUGCAUUUUGCUGACAAGUUGCAGCAUCCUGAAGCAAUUCCUAGGGAAGGUAUGUGUGUAAUUACUUAUUAGUGAUUACUGAUUAUGGAUCGCUUGGAGGUAUCUUCUUCUUCUUCUUCUUCUUCUUCUUCUUCUUCUUCUUCUUCUUCUUUUUUUUUUUUUUUUUUUUUUCGCUUGGAGGUAUCUUGUGCCUGGGUAACGCAACUUUCUAAUUUUGAUGGGGCAGGUGAUGACUCGUACAAUUUGGAGUUGUUGUAAUCGCGGUUGGAACGGGAAUAAGUAGGAUGCAUAUAGGGACAUGGCUUUGCUUGUGAUGUAGAAGUAAGUUUGUCGAUUGUUUGAAGGGAAAAAAAAAAGUGUUCUCCUUCGCGUGUGAUGUAGAUCAUGUACAAGGAGAGCAGAGGCCAUUAGUCGCUGUGUAAACUUAAGGAUUGUGCUGUGUUUUGUUGUUGUCCUUUUCUCCUUGUUUGUGAUGUAGAACCAAGUUUGUCCCUCGCUUAAAACAAACCGCCAUUAAAAAA
Chara braunii is the source of this 2833-nucleotide messenger RNA. NCBI's taxonomy places the organism in Eukaryota, Viridiplantae, Streptophyta, Charophyceae, Charales, Characeae. The record is from the annotation of a GenBank genome assembly.